CUCUCAAUGACAAUUAAAGGUAUCCCGAUCCGGAGCCCUCUUUUUCCAACUUCAUGGCAGCUAGCCCAUCAUUGACCAUGGAUGCAUCCUGGUCUUCAGAAGAAUCUGAAGACUUCAUAUGGCCCACGCUGCCUAGUGAAGGAUUUGAGGAUGGUUGGCUGCAGGACUCCAUCUCUGCUGCAUCAUCUGGCUCAGCACCAUUGGGGAUUGAACCGGGACGACCCCUGUGUUCCGGUUGCGAGGCGACGCCGGGUGAAAAAUAUUGCACCAAAUGCAAUAUAAUUAUAUGCCGCUCCUGCUGCAAUGCCAUACCUACUCAUAGGGGUCCAGCUCCCAGCCACCCAGUGGUAUCAUAUCAAGAACAUAAACUUUUCAACGAGAUCGUCAGUCAUCAAGCCGUGGACGAAAAUCUUCAGCACCGGCAUGAUUUUCUCAGCCUCUGGUUUUCUGUCGACAAGGGAAAAGAUGGAAAGCUAGAACUCAAGCAGUUCCCGCGGUUUUCCAACCUGGUCAAGGAUCACAAUAACAGGCAUAGACAUGGGUCCGAUUGUUCUGUCCAGCUUGUUUCCUUUAUUGGAAACACUGGUGCGGGCAAGAGUACCUUGAUACGUGUUCUCAUGAAGCAACCAUGGGAUAUCGCACGCCUAACAUCAACCGAGGAGGUCUCAAUUUCACUACCUAUCGCGGGACGUAGUGGCAGCACGAUACCUACUUCCGGGGACGUGCAUCUCUAUGCAGUCCCCAAUGAUCCUGCCGCCGGACCGUCCAAUCUGUCGCUUUACGCUGAUUGCGAGGGUUUCAAUGGAGGCGAUCAAGAACCCUUAGCGGGCAAGGCAAAGCGAAGUGUCUUGGCGAAAAUAGGGGAGAUGAUCCACACAAAGACCACCGAAUCCCUUUCGUGGGCGAAGGACGUUCUGUUAUUCCUCAAAGGGACACACAUUUUCCCUUUGAGCUUCGAAAGCACUAGGGAAGAGGCAGUCAAAAAUCUCUUCCCGCGGCUGCUAUACAACUUCUCCGAUGUCGUCGUUCACGUCAUGCCUUGGGCCGCAUCCAGGAUGCUGGAACACGUCAUUGUCAAUCUCCUGGAUUGGGCCCAAAAUUCUCAGAAAACAGCCGUAAACAGAGUUAUCCUCCCGCACAUGAUCGUGGUCUUGAACGUGGACCUGAGCGAGGAAGUCGACUGGAACACUGCCACCACUACCGAGAGAAUCCUUAAUGAGCAUCUCAGAGCUCUUGAGAAUAACCAGACCAUAAGCACCUAUUGCUGGAUGCUCAACCAACUGCGAAAUUCUCCUAUUACGACCAUCCGUGAGUUACUGAAUUGCUGCUACUCGUCUGUGCAGUUCAUUAGAGUUCCACCAGCGGAGAAGCAACAGUUGUUCUCCCGCCAGGUUCAGACACUUGACUCGCUCAUUCACGAAGCAACAAUACAGGCUAGGGAAACCAAGGCCGAAGCACGUUGUCUCCUCCAUUCGGAAACCCAAGAUAAAAUGUUCAAGAUGGCCUUUGAACACUACAAGAACAACCUCGAAAAGCCCUUUGACUUUCUCGAAAGUCUACUGGCUGCCAGGCCCCUUGACAACACUCUCUCGGCAACACUUUCUGCCCUGCUGAGAGCGGCUAUGAUAGCAUAUCGUUCCACCACUGCUGAACUAUCAGGGUUCGAAUUUUGCUCGAUCAUUACCCCUACCGUAUGCUCAAUUAUUGCUCUGGACUCAUACCGAUCCAGCAGCAGGCAUCCGGGAACGUUAAGGAACAUCUACAAAGGCAGUACCCUGAAUUUCCGGGUUGGAGAAGGGGAAGAAGGCGCAGUGACAUACCAAUCUCAGUUUGCAGCCGCAAUCACGGAAUUUUUGGAAAAGUCCUGUCCCUGUGACUUCGUUUAUGAAGGGAAGAGAUGUGUCAACUCCUUUCAGGGGCACAAGGCAUCCAUGCAUCAGGAUGAGACCGGUUCCACACACUUCGGGACAUUUGAAUCCAAGUUUGUUGAUGAUUGGACUCGGUGCUGGAACGCAGUGAUCGACGAUUGCUUUAGUGAGUUGGAUGACCCUCUUGGUAAGCCUGGUACUGCCGAGCAGCCCGAGGAGUCGAUGAUGGUCUGGUCUGCUCACUGCCUGAACCUUCGAAACCUCUACUCUGAUCUCCCCCAAUUGGACAUCACAAAGAUCAAAACCUGCUCCUGGUGCUUCUAUGGCGAACCGUUGAGGUCGCUGGAGUGUGGCCAUCGGGUCUGCUGGGCAUGUGCCGAGCUGGUGGGUGACAGCCAAGCAGGGUCGUCUAACGAGGAUAAGAUAGUCGUCGCCGUGGGCAGUUGCGAGCUCCAUCCUACUUUAGUCCGCUUCGAAAGCCCCAUUCACAUUAUCAAAGAGUCAGACACUACAGCUAUUGUACUUUCAAGUCGGACAUAGUCUCUUAAGUACGAGGGUAUCAGUUUGCAUGGCAUCGAAGACUUGCCGUUUGAACUUUUAUCUUACGAGCUGGGUCAGAUGGCUUGGUACUGUGCGUUUGUCCCCGAGAGUAUAGCUGUAUAAAUCCUAAGAUACGUAUUACGGGCCCAGGAUGAUGAGUGC
Molecule: messenger RNA, 2570 nt
Organism: Microdochium trichocladiopsis
Lineage: Eukaryota; Fungi; Ascomycota; Sordariomycetes; Xylariales; Microdochiaceae
Exons: 2
Coding region: 54-2408 (784 amino acids)
Molecular function (GO): zinc ion binding
Source: RefSeq, a predicted model, not a curated record